Knipowitschia caucasica is the source of this 1158-nucleotide messenger RNA. The record is from the annotation of a GenBank genome assembly. NCBI's taxonomy places the organism in Eukaryota, Metazoa, Chordata, Actinopteri, Gobiiformes, Gobiidae.
AUGGCGGCCUGUGCACUACGCCGAGGUCUACUGAGCACUGUCACUAAAUACAACAGAAAACACUCUCACAGACUACUGGUGACCGCGGCGGACAGUAGCGGGGGAUGGGAUGUGUUCAGACGCCGGCUCCAGUGUCGUGUUUGUGGGCUGACGGCUCUGCACGGGUCGCUGCUCCAUCCACAGCAGCAGCGGAGGGGUAUGUCGUCGCGGAACAGGCCUGAGGGGAAGAUUUUGGAGACUGUCGGAGUGUUUGAAGCAGUGAAACAACACGGAAAAUAUGAAACGGGACAGCUCUUUCUGCACAGUGUUUUUGGAUACAGAGGGAUCGUCCUGUUCCCGUGGCACGCCAGACUCUACGACCGCGACGUCACCCCUCCCAUGUCCGACAGUAAACCAGAGCCACCUGGAGCUCACGGCUCAAAGGAGGUGAAAGGCAAAACUCACACCUACUACCAGGUCCUGAUCGACACCAGAGACUGCCCCCACAUAUCUCAAAGAUCCCAGACAGAAGCAGUGACAUUUUUGGCAAAUCACGACGACAGCCGAGCCCUGUACGCCAUCCCAGGUCUGGAUUACGUGAGCCAUGAAGACAUCCUCCCCUAUCACUCCACAGAGCAGAUUCCUAUCCAACAUGAACUUUUCGAGCGCUUCCUUGUCUACAACCCAUCCAAAACUCCUCCGUUCACGCCCCGCGACACGCUGAAGGCCUGGCAGGAGAAGAACCACCCUUGGCUGGAGCUGUCGGACGUCCACCGGGAGACCACCGAGAACAUCCGUGUGACUGUGAUCCCCUUCUACAUGGGCAUGAGGGAGGCCCAGAACUCUCAUGUUUAUUGGUGGCGAUACUGCAUCCGCUUGGAGAACAUGGGCAGUGAGGUAGUGCAACUGAGGGAGCGACACUGGAGAAUCUUCAGUUUGUCUGGAACUCUGGAGACUGUCCGAGGCAGAGGAGUUGUGGGACGGGAGCCUGUGUUGUCAAAAGAACAGCCAGCCUUUCAGUACAGCAGUCAUGUGUCUUUGCAGGCCCCUAGUGGUCACAUGUGGGGGACAUUCCGCAUUGAGAGAACGGAUGGUUCCCACUUUGACGUUCGCAUUCCUCCUUUCUCCUUGGAGAGCAACAAAGACGACAAAGCGCCACCUGCCGGUUACACGUUUUAA